AAGCAAAACUGCGGCCGCGUUGCCCGCUGGGAAGUGUAGUUCAGUGGUGGACCAGGCAGCCCACCAGGCCCGAGCGCCACAGGAAGGCGGGCAAACUGGCGGCGCUUGAAUACCCGAUCCCCUAACCGUCCACCUGGAAGAGUAAUCUGGCUUGGGAGGGCUCUGGAGACGCGCGUGGGUUCGGGGUCGGCUGCGAAUGCGGCUUGCAUUCUAGGCCUCACCGGGUUGGAAAGAAGCUGUUUUAGCAAGUGUCAUGCCAUGCUUUUGCCAACUUUCCGAUUAAAGGUUGACAUUCCUGCGUAAGCAUUUCCUUGUUAAAAUGUCCUUGCCUCUUACAGAGGAGCAGAGGAAAAAGAUUGAAGAGAAUCGACAGAAGGCUCUGGCCCGUAGAGCAGAGAAGUUGUUAGCAGAACAGCAUCAGAGCACAGGCUCGGGCUCCUCCAUUGCUGCCAACCCUUCCCAGUCCAAGCAGGUUCCUUGCCAAAAUCUCCCGAGGGAGCCUUCUAAGCCAGUGAGCCAUGGUGUCAUUGUCAAGCAACAGAAUCUCAGUAGUUCAUCUCACGGUGACCAAAGACCUCAUAAUUCCCACAGUUUUCAUCUCAGCCUACCAGAGCAGGCAAAAGGGACAUGGAAGAGGCAAGAAGAAAUGUCCACAGCUUGCCCAAGCCACAGCCCACCAACUCAAGUGACUUUCACCGGAAUCUCCCUUCCCUUGGCACAAAGUCCUCCAGAGGUCCCAAACCCGCAGCUCUUGGGUUAUGAGUUAGGUCAAGAUCAUCCUCAGUCUUCACGUGAGAGGAGAUCGACACCUUUUGCUACCGUGAGGCAAAACAUUUCUGACGUCCCUUGUGGCUCAGGGAGUGUAACGUCCAGGACAGAAGGAGGACUUCAACCGAUAUUUGAAUCCUCACUCCAAAAAGCAGGAAUCUCCCAGAAGGGAACAUGCAUAAGGAAAGGAGAUCGGUUCCACGUGAAGAUAGGGUACAAUGCGGAACUCGUUGCAGUGUUUAAGAGUCUGCCCAGCAGAAGUUAUGAUCCUGAUACCAAGAUGUGGAACUUCAGCAUGAAGGACUACAGUGCCCUUAUAAAAGCAGUCCAGCGCCUCUCCAUGGUCACCCUGGAGCCUUUGAAAGGGGCCGAUGGCAGCAGGGAGUCACCCUCCACCAGCAUCGGGGGACAAGCCAGCCUUCCUUCAGCUCCGUCCCUUGCCUUUGUCAAGGGGCAAUGCAUGCUCAUCUCACGGGCCCGCUUUGAGGCAGACAUCGGUUAUUCAGAGGACUUGAUUGCACUAUUUAAACAAAUGGAUUCCAGAAAAUACGAUGUCAAGACCAGGAAGUGGAGCUUUCUCUUAGAAGAACACAAUAAACUAAUUGAAAGGGUACGCGACAACCUUCCACAAGUUCAGCUGGAUCCCCUGCCCAAAACGCUCACCCUGGCUUUUGCUUCUCAGCUGGUGAAGACAUCUCUUCAUCCCACGGCAGAUGUCCCAGAGGCAGACCUUUCUGAAGUGGACCCCAAGCUCGUGUUCAAUCUGAUGCCCUUUCAGAGAGCUGGCGUCAAUUUUGCCAUAGCAAAAGGAGGCCGCCUGCUGCUUGCCGAUGACAUGGGCCUGGGGAAGACCAUCCAAGCUAUCUGCAUAGCAGCCUUCUACCGGAAGGAGUGGCCACUCCUGGUGGUGGUACCUUCCUCUGUGCGCUUCACCUGGGAGCAG
Molecule: messenger RNA, 1711 nt
Organism: Propithecus coquereli (Coquerel's sifaka)
Lineage: Eukaryota; Metazoa; Chordata; Mammalia; Primates; Indriidae
Gene: SMARCAL1
Product: SWI/SNF related, matrix associated, actin dependent regulator of chromatin, subfamily a-like 1
Exons: 8
Biological process (GO): replication fork processing; DNA repair
Cellular component (GO): nuclear replication fork
Molecular function (GO): ATP binding; ATP-dependent chromatin remodeler activity
Source: RefSeq, a predicted model, not a curated record